Molecule: messenger RNA, 669 nt
Organism: Cetraspora pellucida
Lineage: Eukaryota; Fungi; Glomeromycota; Glomeromycetes; Diversisporales; Gigasporaceae
Source: the annotation of a GenBank genome assembly
AUGCACAAAAAAACACAAGCAGGAUGUGAGGAAAUUGUCUGUGAUGUCAUAAAUACCUGUUUUAUUCAAGCCAAUGCUAAAUAUAUUGCCAGAAACUAUCUAAAAAAUUCAAGACAAUGGUCUCUCUGGGCUCAGCAGCAUUUACCACUUCUUCUUCAAAUUACUUCUACUAACCCUUUAGAGUCUUAUCACAAACUCAACAAAAAAAAAAUGAUGGCUGCAAAAGAAACUGCUAUCAACUUUCGUACCAAAAGAAUUUCUCUUGCUAAUAUUAGGCCAGAAAUCCUUACUGAGAAACUUAUCGCAGAAGAAGUACAUACUGUCUCAAAAAGGCUGGAAAAGAGAAAGUGUGCACCAAACUUUGCAAGUACAAAAUGCUCAUAUAGAUUCUUCAAUCGGUAUAUGUUACUGUGUUGUCAUAUUUUUCACGAACAACUUUGUGGUUCCAAUAUUUUAACACCAGAAGCAUGGAAUAACUUUCAAAGAACAUUCAAAGAGAGUGGCAUGGAAGUAUAUCAAACCUGCAGUAUUGUAGAAGUACCUGUAAUUCAGAAUUCAGCUGAAAAAAAGGCAGCUGAAAAAAGUCAAUCAAGAAUGAAUGAAUUGUUUGAAAGAACCCAAGACUGCUACUAUAAAUUGGCAGAGGAAAGCAUAGAUGAAGCAUCAUGA